This is a messenger RNA of Mya arenaria, 1215 nucleotides long. RefSeq names its product histidine-rich glycoprotein-like. The record is from RefSeq and is a predicted model, not a curated record. The transcript is spliced from 4 exons. Lineage: Eukaryota; Metazoa; Mollusca; Bivalvia; Myida; Myidae. The coding region runs from base 1 to 1215 and encodes 404 amino acids.
AUGUCUCAAACACAGAAAGACCACAUAUGUGUCAAACACAGACAGACCACACAUGAGUCAAACACAGACAAACUACACAUGUGUCAAACACAGACAGACCACACAUGCGUCAAAGACAGACAGAUCACAAAUUAUCAGCGCCACCACUCCUCCACAGCUUCAUCACUUAGGUAUCAGCGCCACCACUACUCCACAGCUCCAUUACUUGAGUGUCAGCGCCACCAAUACUCAACAGCUCCAUCACUAGAGUAUAUUCCCCACCACUACUCCACAGCUCCAUCACUUGAGUAUCAGCGCCACCACUACCCCACAGCUCCAUCACUUGAGUAUCGCGCCACCACUACUCCACAGCUCCAUCACUUGAGUACCAGCACCACCACUACUCCACGGCCCCAUCACUUGCGUAUCAGCACCAUCACUAACCCACAGCUCAAUCAGUAUCAGCGCAACCUGGCUACUCCACAGCUCCAUCACUUGACUCCAUUACUUGAGUAUCAGCGCCACCACUACUCCACGGCCCCAUCACUUGAGAAUCAGCGCAACCACUACUCCACGGCCCCAUCACUUGAGUAUCAGCGCCACCACUACUCCACAGUUCCAUCACUUGAGUAUCAGCGCCACCUAGCUACUCCAUGGAUCCAUCACUUGAGUAUCAGCGCCACCACUACUCCACGGCCCCAUCACCUGAGUAUCAGCGCCACCACUACUCAGCAGUUUCAUUACUUGAGUAUCAGCGCCACCAUUACUCCACAGCCCCAUCGCUUGAAUCCAUCACUUGAGUAUCAGCGCCACCACUACUCCACGGCCCCAUCACUUGAGUAUCAGCACCACCACUACUCCGUAGCUCCAUCACUUGAGUGUCAGCGCCACCACUACUCCACAGCUCCAUCACUUGAAUACCAGCGCCACCACUACUCCACGGCCCCAUCACUUGAGUAUCAGCGCCACCACUACUCCACAGCUCCAUCACUUGAGUAUCAGCGCCACCACUACUCUACGGCCCCAUCACUUGAGUAUCAGCGCCACCACUUCUUCACAGCUCCAUCACUUGAGUAUCAGCGCCACCACUACUCCACGGCCCCAUCACUUGAGUAUCAGCGCCACCACUACUCCACAGCUCCAUCACUUGAGUAUCAGCGCCACCACUACUCCACAGUUCCAUCACUUGUGUAUCAGCGCCACCACUACUCCGUAGCUCCAUUACUUCAGUAUUAG